Messenger RNA from Telopea speciosissima, 1861 nucleotides. Its product is annotated as AAA-ATPase At5g57480-like. NCBI's taxonomy places the organism in Eukaryota, Viridiplantae, Streptophyta, Magnoliopsida, Proteales, Proteaceae. The transcript has a single exon. Gene Ontology annotation, molecular function: ATP hydrolysis activity; ATP binding. The coding region runs from base 139 to 1659 and encodes 506 amino acids. The record is from RefSeq and is a predicted model, not a curated record.
ACUAAAAAACCCAUGUCUCCAAAUCCAAACCAAUCACUUUAUAAAUAUUGGAUAGCUUCACCCAAUCCCUCCAAACUCUAAGAUCCUAUAGUUCCUCUGCAACUAACCUAUCUCUGAUAGAAUUACAGAGAGAAAAAAAUGAAGGAGUUUUGGACAUCUCUGGCUUCUUUGAUGGGUCUCUUGGCUUUCUCCCAAGGAAUCCUCCAUGCCAUAUUCCCACCAGAGCUUCGCUUUGUCCUACUCAAGCUCUUGACCCGUGCCUUUCAAUGGUUCUUCUCUUACUGCUACUUUGACAUCACAGAGAUCGAUGGUGUCAACACAAACGAGCUCUACAACGCAGUUCAGCUCUACCUCAGCAGUUCUGCUUCAAUCACAGCCAACCGUUUGAGUCUCACUCGAGCCAGGAAUUCAAGUAACUUCACAUUUGGUCUAUCAAACAACGAAUGCUUGAUCGAUACCUUCGAUGGCGUCACAGCAAGGUGGGAACAUGUGGUCACACAGAGACAAUCUCAGACCUACGCAUGGAGACCUCUCCCUGAUGAGAAGAGAGGCUUCACUCUUCGAAUCAAGAAGAAAGAUAAGGCCUUGAUCCUUGAUUCUUAUCUUGAUUACAUUAUGGAGAAAGCCAAUGAGAUCAGAAGAAAGAAUCAAGAUCGACUUCUUUAUACAAAUUCUCGAGGUGGAGCUCUUGAUUCGAGGGGUUAUCCAUGGGAAGCUGUGCCCUUCAAGCACCCAAGCACAUUUGAUACAUUGGCCAUGGAUCCUGCAAAGAAAGCUGAGAUAAUGGCUGAUCUUAGAGUCUUCUCUGAUGGGCAAUCGUUCUAUCAGAACACAGGUCGAGCAUGGAAGAGAGGGUACCUUCUAUAUGGUCCUCCUGGUACAGGGAAAUCAAGUAUGAUUGCAGCCAUGGCUAAUUACUUGGGUUAUGAUAUCUAUGAUCUGGAACUCACUGAAGUGCAUAACAAUUCAGAGCUUCGGAAAUUACUGAUGAAGACUACUUCAAAAUCGAUAAUUGUUAUCGAAGACAUCGAUUGCUCGAUUAAUCUCACCAAUCGAACUAAACCUAUAUCUGCUGCCGGGAGAGAUCCUCUAUCACCAGACCUUAGAGGUGGUUCAGGUGAAGAUGGUGGAACUUCGAUUACACUUUCGGGUUUGUUGAAUUUUACAGAUGGGUUGUGGUCUUGUUGUGGGAGUGAGAGGAUUUUCGUGUUCACCACGAAUCACAUUGAGAAGCUUGACCCUGCAUUGCUGAGAAGUGGACGUAUGGACAUGCAUAUCUAUAUGAGUUUCUGUUCUUUUCCUGCAUUGAAGAUUCUUCUGAAGAAUUACUUGGGAUUGAAUGAAGAAGAGGUGGAAGAUGAGAAUCUGAAGGAGUUGGAGGAGGUAAUUGAUGAAGCCCAGAUGACCCCAGCUGAUAUUAGUGAGGUUUUGAUCAAGAAAAAAAGGGAUAAGGGGGAAGCUCUGUCUGACUUGUUGGAGGAAUUGAAGAACAGGGCUGAAAGAAAUCGUGAACAAAUGGCUGCAAGGGAGAAGAAUUCAACAGAAAUGGAAGAGGAGGAACAGGAGAAGAGAGCUUUGGAAUCUCCAAAGGAGGGUUGUGAAAUUCCAGAAAAGUGUAGCAAGGGAGCAGAUGAAGAUCAGAAGGAGAAGCUGAACUGAUAAGAGACUUUAAUUGAAUUCUUUUUUGUGCAGAGAGAUAAGAUCAUAGAGUAGAUGGAUAAAGGGUUGUUGGGAAUUUCAAAUUUCAAAUUUUAAUGGUGGAAGGAUUUGUCAGUGUUGUAAGAAUAGGUUAGUGUAGAAAGCUUCCCCUUACUUCUUUUUAAUUUUUCUUAGCUUACAUGUUCUCUUUUGUUUGAUUCAA